This is a messenger RNA of Striga hermonthica, 285 nucleotides long. NCBI's taxonomy places the organism in Eukaryota, Viridiplantae, Streptophyta, Magnoliopsida, Lamiales, Orobanchaceae. The record is from the annotation of a GenBank genome assembly.
AUGGCCUGGCGAGGUUCGCUUUCCAGAUCUCUCAUGUCCACCGCGAGGGUCUUUAACUCAUCUCCCUCGCUCUCGGCCACCCGGAGCCUCCGUCCUCCGCCGCUGUCUGCCCCUCGCAUCCAAGUCCGCAGUCGCUCUUUCUCAAACCCCAGAAGAAUUGGGGAACUGGGAUGUGCCCAGUCGCUAGUGCCACUGGCGACGGGAGUACGGCUGACUUCUCAUUUGUCUGUGAAAGUGCUAGCAUGCUCUGAGUUGUCGCACGGGAGGAAUGGAAAAGAUGGGUGA